Messenger RNA from Fusarium redolens, 1155 nucleotides. RefSeq lists its product as uncharacterized. NCBI's taxonomy places the organism in Eukaryota, Fungi, Ascomycota, Sordariomycetes, Hypocreales, Nectriaceae. The transcript has 2 exons. Bases 90 to 1112 code for a protein of 340 amino acids. The record is from RefSeq and is a predicted model, not a curated record.
CUCUCAAUUGCUACUCUACUCCUAGAUGCUCUCAAACCUUCACUUCCACCAACCUCAAAUCUCAUGUUUCCUCACAAUCCACCGCCCGGAUGAUCCGCCAAAAAUGGCUUCCCAAUGCCAGGGCCAUCUUUGCCGCCCAGAAAAGAUCACUUUCUUCUCCUAGCACCAGGUUUCCCAACUUCGCCGAAAAGGAUGAGAGCUGGGCAACAUUGCAGGAGAAGCUCAAUUCUUCUCUGUCCAAUGUCGAUGCGAAAUCGAAGCCAGUGCCGGUGCCUGGCACUUCGUUGAAAGAUGCAAUGGCUCAGGAUAAUGGUUCUCGACAUAUGCUUAUCAUCGAGGGUCUGCCAACAUCGCUUCGCGCCGCUGACUUCCAUCGUCUUGCUCCAGGUACCCUCUCUGGCUGGGGCAACUUCAUCACACAUGUCCAUCAAGAACGUGACCCUUGGACUAUGGAACCCCUGGGCACAUACCACAUAACCUUCCCCUCUAGCGCCGCCGUCUACAUCUACCGCGAUAGAGUCGAACGUCUCCUCCGCCUCGCCCAAGCAAAGAUGAAAGACAAGACAGGUCUCUGGGCAACUAAAGUGAACCCCAUUCUCGUCAAUAAAAAAGUCAACCCCGCGGUCGAGGUCGAGCGCUUCACACUCCUUCCAGGGUCGUACGAAUCCAAGCCUGAGACCAAGAACAAACGAGCCAGAAAGAUGGCAUGGCAGAAGGUCAUGGACCGAAUCGUUGAAAAGUCUUCCAUAAAGGCUAGUCCUAGUGCAGUGCUGUUUGAGCUACCGCAGGCGAGUUUCUCAGCGUCAGAGCUCAAGGCGAUCAUCAAGCAGGAUGGUAUAGAAAGUGGACACAAUUGGAAAAUAGAUGUGUUCAGUCUGAGGGAAACUAUGGACUUUGAGAAGAAGGUCACCUCAGAUACCGCUCGAGUACCUCUGACUCGAGGCAGUCCCGAUUUUCGACAUAAGCUCGAUUCACGGUUUGUCCUUACCUGCGAGAGCCCUGAGGUUGCAUGGCGAUUCAUUCGUAGUUGGAAUCAGCGCAUUCUUGAAUAUGAUGGAGGAGAUGAGGUUAUUCAACGUAACCGUGUAAAAGCAUCAUACAUUGAGACUUAGCGAUUGUAUUAUAUGAUGACAAAUAAAUUCUAAGAGUCAAAGA